CCUUGCAUGCAAUGGACCUCCAAUCAUCACCUAAUUAUGCUAGAAAAUUAUGGAGUCAUCUUCAGAUAAGCAUGAACAUCAUGAGGAAAAGGCUUAUAUCUAAGAGAAGGCUUAUUUUGGACAUAAGCCUCAUGGUGAAGAAAUGGAGACCAAUGUUUCACCACCACAACCACCGCCGGAGCUGCGACAAGGUCACAGCCGGCUUCUGUCUGCAUGAAUAUGAGUUCUCAUGCAGCAACAGCCCUGCCAUUCCUAUCUUCUUCCCCAAAACAAAUAGGAAACACAGUCACAGUCAUAAUUAUUUGCCAUGCAACAUUGCAACUUCAAGUAGUCUCCAAGAAGAACCAGAGACACCAUCAAAAUUAGAGUGCAUGAAUGAUUCAUUAGAAGAUGUGGAUGCUGCCGCAGAGAAGUUCAUUAACAAGUUUUAUGAACAAUUGAGAGCUCAAUGCAGUGUUCAAUUGUUAGAGUAUCAAGAGUUGGAGUCUGAUCAGGACAUUAUUCUAACAUGA
Messenger RNA from Dioscorea cayenensis subsp. rotundata (Guinea yam), 512 nucleotides. RefSeq lists its product as uncharacterized. The transcript has a single exon. The record is from RefSeq and is a predicted model, not a curated record. NCBI's taxonomy places the organism in Eukaryota, Viridiplantae, Streptophyta, Magnoliopsida, Dioscoreales, Dioscoreaceae. The coding region runs from base 12 to 512 and encodes 166 amino acids.